Messenger RNA from Lepus europaeus (European hare), 5481 nucleotides. It is a transcript of the gene ETFBKMT, whose product is annotated as electron transfer flavoprotein subunit beta lysine methyltransferase. The record is from RefSeq and is a predicted model, not a curated record. Gene Ontology annotation, biological process: peptidyl-lysine trimethylation. The transcript has 6 exons. The coding region runs from base 936 to 1709 and encodes 257 amino acids. NCBI's taxonomy places the organism in Eukaryota, Metazoa, Chordata, Mammalia, Lagomorpha, Leporidae. Gene Ontology annotation, molecular function: protein-lysine N-methyltransferase activity. Gene Ontology annotation, cellular component: mitochondrial matrix.
AGAUAGGGCGGCCGGCACCUGCCCCUUUAAGGUGGACUCCCGGAGCGUGGGAUCCCCAGGCCAUCACGGUGGGACGGCGAAUGCCCCCUGGAAGGCUACUCUGUUCUCGGGCUAGGACCUGCCGUGCACGAAUCGAGCGUGGGAAUUAAGUGUAAAUAACUGGAUUUCGGGAUCGAGCAAUUGGAACACCCGGCAGCAGUUCCUGCCGGAUGCGGAGUGUACGUUCGCCACAGCCCAUCCUGUCUUUCCCCCAGCCCGCAUCCUGUGCCUUGUCGCCGGCUCGGCUUUUGAUCCCUGAGCGGACCUGUCGCGGCAGGCGUUCGCCUUCCUGGUUGGAUGUCACAUCCCAUAGGUGACAGCCCGGAUCCGGUGCAGCUCAGGGCCUGCCCCUCCUCCAGCUCCGUGCUCGUGGGCACCCUGGGAGGCAGCAGUCAGGGCUCCUCCACCUGGGCCCCUCCACCCAUGUGGGAGGCCUAGACUGAGUUCCAGGCUCCUGGCUUUGGCUUGGCCCAGUACAGGCUGUUGAUGGCUUUUGUAUAAUUCUGCAACCCCACAGCUCUCCGCUGGAUUUCAGAAAGGCAACAGCUGCGCCUCGCUGACUGCCCUGUCCCAGCAGUACAAUGAAGCUUCGCGAACUCAGGGACUGUUGUGUAUUUUGUGCCUAGUUGUCCGCCAUGCCUGCUUAAGCAGAACUCAUUUGCAAAAUGCAUGAAAGAACGGUUAGGCAAAGCGUUCUGCUGUGAAGAGGCAUCCCUUUAAGAGACGAUUUCCCCAGGUAGACGGCCCGAGGCGUUCCUAUGGAAGAAUUCGCACUCGUGAAUCGUCAGAGACCCAGAGUUUCUGCUUGAGAUCAAGUUGGAGACAGACCUUGCACUUCCGUGAGGAGCAGCCCUGACCACGUAACAUCCGCGGAACCCUGAUUUGGAGGAGGCCUCAUGGCUUUGCAGCUCGGUCUGCGAGCCUCAGGGAGUGGCUGCAGGCUCCUGAGGGCCGGCAGAGGCGGGGCUUUCCCCCUGUGGCCCCGGGGCCACUGCGCGGGCAGCUCUCUGGACCCAGCGCUGAAAGCUUUUCUGGAGGAGAACACUGAAGUCACCGGCUGUGGCAGCCUCACUCCCGAAAUCCAGCUGCGACUUCUGACCCCCAGAUGCAAGUUCUGGUGGGAAAAGGCUGACCUGUGGCCGCACAGGGAACCCUACUGGGCAAUCUACUGGCCUGGAGGCCAAGCCCUGUCCAGGUAUAUUUUGGAUAAUCCUGAUGUUGUCAGAGGAAAAUCCAUAUUAGAUCUUGGGAGUGGAUGUGGAGCUACAGCUAUUGCUGCAAAGAUGAGUGGAGCAUCAAGGAUUUUGGCCAAUGACAUAGACCCUGUUGCAGGAGUGGCCAUUACACUGAAUUGUGAAUUGAACCAGCUAGAUCCUGUUCCCAUUUUAACCAAAGACAUUUUGAAUUUGGAACGAGGUCGGUGGGACCUGGUUGUACUUGGAGACAUGUUCUAUGAUGCGGACCUGGCAGACAGUCUCCACCAGUGGCUCAAGGACUGCUGCUGGACCCACAGAACCCGCGUGCUGAUUGGUGACCCUGGGCGGCCCCAGUUCAGGGUCCACAGCAUUCAGCAUCAGCUGCAUAAGGUGGUGGAAUAUCCCCUGACGGAAUCUACCAGGCAGGAAAACAAUGGACUAACCACGAGCUCGGUGUGGGAUUUCCAGCCUUGACUUGUCAAAGUGCUUCCAAGUACAAACAUAGUCAUUUUUGGAUUUACCCCUGACCGCUUUCCCCACAGGACACAUUCUCCAGCUUAAAGAACGUAAAUCUUUAAGUCUUAUUAAAUGGCAAGUGUUGAUUCCCAAGCAUGAAGAGUUAAAGUGUUGCCAGCCUUUGUCAAGGGACUUGUUCUGCACUUCUGUGCAUGCCAGAUGCACCUUUCUCUGUGUAUAAUUUUCUUUUCUAGUUUUACUAUUGUAGGAAUAUGACUAUGGGUAGUAGGGUGUAAUUUAACUAGUGAAGGGGAAUUAGAUACUGUAGCAGAAUCUACAGUUUGAGAGGCAGGGUGACACAGAGAAACAUGUUAUCCACAGGUUCACUCCCCAAGUGGCUACAACCGCUGGGGCUGGGCCGUCAAAGCCAGAAGCCAAGAACUCCAUCUAGGUUUCCCACAUGGGUGGCCCAAACUCAAGAAUCAGAGCCAUCAUCCAUUGCCUUUCAGGCACAUUAGCAGGAGGCUGGAUUGGAAGCAGAAUAGCAGGGACUUCAACUGCCACUCUGAUAUGAGAUGUGGACAUUCUAAGAGGCUAGGCUUAACCUGCUGUACUACAAUACCCGCUGCAGAAUACUGUAUUUUAAAAAGUUAUUGGUAAAGAUCAAUAAUGCAGUUAGUAUAGAGUACAUGAGUGUAUUAGGUUUUUGUUUGCUUAACUAAAAUACCUGGGAGGAGCUUCUUGGCAGGGAAAAGGUUUAUUCUGGCUUAGCAGUUCAAGGUUUGAAGUCCAAGACCACGUGGCUCCUGAGUCUGACAUCUAGUGGGAGCUGGUCGUGGCAGGUUGGUGUGGAGGUGAGCCAGGCAGCAAGGAGAAACCAGGAACAUGCUUGGCUUUUAUCUCCAACAGGUGUGGCAUGGGCCAAAGGACCUGAGCCAUCUUCUGCUGCUGUCCCAGGUGCAUUAGCAGGGAGCUGGAUUGGAAGCAGAGCAGCUGGGACUUGAACUGGUGCUCUGAUAUGGGAUGCUAGUGUUGCAGGUGGCAGUUUAACCCGCCAUGCCACAAUGCCAGCCCAAGACCAAUCCUCUCUCAAACACUACCUUCUGAGUUACAUCCUCAGUGUUAUAAAAACAUUCCACUAGGCCCACUUCCUAGACACCAUAAUUAGAUCACUUCUCCACCCUUAAUCCAUCAAAGAUUAACAUAGGACUUUAGGGGGUGUGCAUCAUAGAGUUAAGCUGCCACUUGAGAUGCCCACAUCCCAUAUUGGAGUGCUGGUCUGAGUCCCAGCCACGAUGCUUCUUUUUUCUUUUUUUUCUUUUUUUCCUGACAGGCAGAGUUAGACAGUGAGAGAGAGAGACAGAAAGGUCUUCCUCUGCCAUUGGUUCACCCCCCAAAUGGCCACCACGGCCGGCGCACUGUGCCGAUCCAAAGCCAGAAGUGCUUCUCCUGGUCUCCCAUGGGGUGCAGGGCCCAAGGACUUGGGCCAUCUUCCACUGCCUUCCAGGGCCACAGCAGAGAGCUGGACUGGAAGAGGAGCAACCGGGACAGAACCGGCGCCCCAACCAGGACUAGAACUCCGGGUGCCGGCGCCACAGGCGGAGGAUUAGCCUAGUGAGCCACGGCGCCGGCCAGCUACUAUGCUUCUGAUCCAGCUUCCUGGUAAUACAUCCUGGGAAUAAACGAUGGCUCAAGUGCUUGCAUCCACAAGGGAGACCCAGGGUUUUGGUCUGGCUUGCUCUGGCUGCUGUUGGCAUUUGGGUAGUGAACCAGCAGAUGGAAUAUUGUCCUCUGUCUCUGUUGUUCUGCCUUUCAAAUAGAUGAAAAUAAAAAUAACCAUUAAAAAGAUUAAUAUAUAUAUUAAUAUAUUUGAUUAAUAUAUUUGAAAGGCAGAGUUCAGAGAGGGAAGGCCAGAUGGAGAAAGAGACAGAGAGAGAGGAGAAAGAGAGAGAGAGAUUUUCCAUCUGCUGGUUUAUUCACCAAAUGGCUACAAUGGCCUGGGCUCGGCCAGGCUGUCUCCUACCUGGGUGCACAGGCCCCAGUACUUGGGCCAUUUUCCACUGGUUUCCUAGAAACGAUAGCAGGAAGGUGGAUAGGAAGUGGAGUGGCCGGGACACAAACUGAAGCCCAUAUGGGAUGCCAGCACUGCAGACGGCUUAACCACUGCACCACAGUACUGCCCGCCUCCCCCAACAAGUAAGACUUUCAGGUUGAAAUGUCCACAUGAAUCUGGGGAGCCAAAUCCUAUUCAAUCCCUAAGAAUGUCCUUGGGAGCCAGAAAGCUCCACCACUGCCUAGUGUGAUUUUUGGGCUAGUUAAGUUCUCUCUAAACUUUAACUUCUUCAUCUAUGAAGUAGUAAUAAAAUUCAUUAAGCCUGAGGCUGGUGCUGUGGUGCAUCGGGUUAAAGCCCAAGCCUGCAGUGUUGGCAUUCCAUAUGGGCGCCGGUUUGAGUCCUGGCUGCUCCACUUCCAAUCCAGCUCUCUGCUGUGGCCUGGGAAAGCAGUAGAAGAUGGCCCAAGUCCUUGGUCCCCUGCACCCACAUGGGAGACCUGGAAGAAGCUCCUGGCUCCCAGCUUCUGAUCAGCUCAGCUCUGACCAUUGCAUUCAUCUCGGGAGUGAAUGCGUGGAUGCAGGACCUCCCUCUGGCUCUACCUCUUUCUGUAACUCUUUCAAAUAAAAUAGAAAUAAAUCUUUAGAAAAAAAUUCAGUAAGUCUCACUUCAAAGGGUUAUUGUAUAAAUCAAAAUGUAAAGUUCCUAAUGUAAUAUUUAGUACCUAGUAGGGCCUCAGUUAACAAUCAUGGGGAAAAAUGACUCAGAAUUUCCUUCUCUCUCUGUGCUCUGACACCUUAUGAUGGCUCUUUAUGGUUUACUAAGGUUACCAAGAAACUUGUUAUGUCACUACCUGCCCUACAUUGUCAGAAUUUUACAUAAAAAUAAAACACUAUAAAACCAAUGAAAAAUAAUGGGAAGAAUAAAGUAUGUAGCAUACUACUAUUUACAUAAAAAUGUGUAUAUACAUGUGUGCAUUCUCUAGAAAGAUAAGUAAGGGACUGGUAACAAUGGCUGCCUUCUGAGGGAGCCAAAUGGCUUGUGGGCUGGGGUAGGAAGGAAUCUUAGUACUUAGUAUUGGAAUUUUAUACUAAUAGCAUGUUCUUUAUUUCCAUUUCUCUAAUAGAAAACUAACACCACUGCUAUAUGUUACAAGUGAGGCAUCAAAUGCAGCCCUUCUGACGUACCCUCUUGUUCUCAUAUACUGCUUGGGAAGUAUGUGUAGCAUUUGGAUUAAAUGAAUUCUAAUAAUAUGCACUGCACUGCCACUGGGAUUGGGAUACCUAGGAGACUGGAUCAGAGUUAUAUAGCAGAAAUACUGGAAAAAGCAAUUAAGGGCAAGUUGUUGAUUAGGCAGGAAAACAGCAUAAUUGGAUGGGCGUUUUGGAGUUGAAGUUGCAGAGUAUCCUGACAUAUCUCUUUCUCUCUCUCUCUCUAAAAUAUUUAUUAAUUUGAAAGGCAAAGUUACAGAGAGAGACGGAGAGACAGAGAGAUCUUCCAUCCAGUUGUUCACUCCAAAAUGGCUCCAUGGCUAGGGCAGGAUCAGGCUGAAGCCAGGAUUCUGAAAUUUGAUCAGGGUCUCCCACGUGGGUGGAAGGGACUCAAGGACUCGGGCCAUCUUCCACUGCUUUCCCAGGUGCAUUAGCGGGGAGCUGGAUCAGAAGUGGAACAGCCAGGACUCCGAUGCCUAUAUGGGAUGCUGGCAUUCAUUGUAGGCAGCAACUUAACCCUCUUAAAUC